Messenger RNA from Colletotrichum spaethianum, 1542 nucleotides. Its product is annotated as putative peroxiredoxin prxA. Gene Ontology annotation, cellular component: plasma membrane. Gene Ontology annotation, molecular function: nucleobase transmembrane transporter activity. Gene Ontology annotation, biological process: nucleobase transport; transmembrane transport. The record is from RefSeq and is a predicted model, not a curated record. The transcript is spliced from 4 exons. Bases 1 to 1542 code for a protein of 513 amino acids. Lineage: Eukaryota; Fungi; Ascomycota; Sordariomycetes; Glomerellales; Glomerellaceae.
AUGGGCCUCCGAAAACGUUUGGAGCUCCGCUCCGAAAGCGCCGAACUCGGCACGGAGGGCGGCCGGCUUUCCAACAAGGACAUGGACCCUAUCCCGAUGGGCUCGCCUGAACGCACCUGGGGUUGGCCGAGUUUACUCGGGUUUUGGAUUGCUGAAGCAUUUUCCAUUUCCAUGUAUCAAGUAUUUAUUGGCCAUGUCUUGGUAUGCAUUCCGGCGAUACUGGACGGAUACGUUGGCUGCAUUCUCGGAAUCAACUUUCCCGUUUUCACACGAGCUUCGUUUGGUGUACGGGGCUCGUACGCCGCAGUAUUUGUCCGAGGAGUUGUCGCUUGUAUCUGGUUCGGUACUCAAUCGUUCCAAGGUGGACAGUGCUUGCAAGUCAUGAUUUCCGCCAUCUGGCCGCAGUUCAAUAACUUUCCGAAUCAUUUGGCGGCGGAUGCUCACGUCACAAGCUCCGAGCUCCUUUGCUUCUUCCUCUUCAUCCUCAUUCAGUUGCCACUGCUUUGGCUACACGUGAGCAGUCUAAGGUACAUGUUCAUGGCUAAGACGGUCAUCAUGCCAAUUUUCGGCUUGACUCUCUUCAUCUGGGCCAUUGUUGCUGGCAAGGGUUUCGGACCGACAUUCUCUAAACCUACCGUAAUCAAAGAUGGAACCCCAGCAGUUGUGGUGUUCUUUCAAUGCGUCACGAGCGCCAUUGGCCCCAAAGCAACCCUCGCUUUGAACAUGCCAGACUUCACCCGCUACGCCAAGGAUCCCAAGCAAGUCUUCUGGACUCAAGCUGUAGGAUUGUGUAUCCUUGUGACGAUGUGUGGUGUGCUGGGCGCGACGGUCAGUAGCGCCUCCGAGGUCAUCUAUGGUAAGGUAACAUGGAAUCCCUUGGAGGUUGCCAGAUUGUGGGACAACCGCGCCGCGCAGUUCUUUGCAGGCCUCUGCUGGGCAUUUGCUGUCAUUGGUACGAACAUCAGUGCGAACAGCGUCUCGUUCAGCAACGACCUUUCGCUCUGGUUCCCGAGAUACAUCAACAAUAGACGUGGAGCGUAUGUCUGCGCGGUCUUUGGUGUAUGCGCUGUGCCGUGGUACAUCCAGUACAGUGCCAAGUCCUUCUCCUCUUUCCUUGGUGGCUAUGCCCUCUUCUUGGGUGCCAUCGCAGGCAUAAUUGUUACCGACUUCUGGAUUUGCCGUGGGCGUAGGAUCGCAGUAUGGUCGCUCUACGAUCCACGGGGCAUUCACUACUACACUCUUGGGGUUAACCCUCGAGCCAUCAUUGCUUUCAUCUUCGCCAUUGUUCCGAACAUGCCUGGGCUUGCGGCUGCUUGUGGUGCGAAUGGGGUUCCAAAUGGGGCGAUAUAUCUGUACAGCUUGAGCUGGCUGGUUAGUACAGUGGUUGCAGGUUUUACGUAUUGGCUGUGCUGGAAGAUCCGGCCCUUCCCGGUUGACGAAACCAGAGAACAGCUGUACGUCGAGGGAUUUCCGGAAACAAAAGAAUCGAUCGGGUCGGAGAAGGGUAUGGAGACCAAAGAGCCGGAUGUCAAGCCAAUUUGA